Messenger RNA from Lepus europaeus (European hare), 1454 nucleotides. It is a transcript of the gene CCNB2, whose product is annotated as cyclin B2. Gene Ontology annotation, molecular function: cyclin-dependent protein serine/threonine kinase regulator activity. Gene Ontology annotation, cellular component: cytoplasm; nucleus; cyclin-dependent protein kinase holoenzyme complex. The coding region runs from base 113 to 1309 and encodes 398 amino acids. Lineage: Eukaryota; Metazoa; Chordata; Mammalia; Lagomorpha; Leporidae. Gene Ontology annotation, biological process: regulation of cyclin-dependent protein serine/threonine kinase activity; mitotic cell cycle phase transition. The transcript has 9 exons. The record is from RefSeq and is a predicted model, not a curated record.
CUCGCCGACGAUCCCCAGCGGUCCGGGCCCGGAGUGCAGCUCCAACGGCGCCAGUGCCUGCCAGCUCCAGUCCGCCUGGGCCGGACUGGGCCUCUCGCCUCCCGCGUCCCUCAUGGCGCUGCUCCGACGCCCGACGGUGUCCAGUGAUUUGGAGAAUAUAGACACAGGAGUUAAUGCUAAAGCUAAGAGUCAUGUGACUGUUAGGCGUGCUGUUUUAGAAGAAAUUGGAAAUAGAGUUACAACCAGAGCAGUACAAAUAGCUAAGAAAGCUCAGAACACUAAAAUACCAGUGCAACACCCCAAAGCUACAAAUGUCAGCAAACAACUGAAACCUACUGCUUCUGUGAAACCAGUUCAGAUGGAAAUGUUGGCUCCAAAGGGCCCUUCCCCCAUACCUGAGGAUGUCUCCAUGAAGGAAGAGAACCUCUGCCAAGCUUUCUCUGAUGCUUUGCUCUGCAAAAUCGAGGAUAUUGAUAAUGAAGACUGGGAGAACCCGCAGCUCUGCAGUGACUAUGUUAAGGAUAUUUACCAGUAUCUAAGGCAGCUUGAGGUUUUGCAGUCCAUAAACCCACAUUUCUUAGAUGGAAGAGACAUAAAUGGACGUAUGCGUGCUAUCCUGGUUGACUGGCUCGUGCAAGUGCACUCCAAGUUCAGGCUCCUGCAGGAAACCCUGUAUAUGUGCGUCGCCAUCAUGGAUAGGUUUUUACAGGUUCAGCCAGUCUCCCGCAAGAAGCUUCAGCUAGUUGGGAUAACUGCUCUGCUAUUGGCUUCCAAGUACGAGGAGAUGUUUUCUCCAAAUAUUGAAGACUUCGUUUAUAUCACAGACAAUGCUUAUACCAGUUCUCAAAUCCGAGAAAUGGAAACUCUAAUUUUGAAAGAACUGAAAUUUGAACUGGGUCGACCCUUGCCCUUACACUUCUUAAGACGAGCAUCAAAAGCAGGCGAGGUCGAUGUGGAACAGCAUACUUUGGCCAAAUACUUGAUGGAGCUGACUCUCAUUGAUUACGACAUGGUGCAUUAUCACCCUUCUAAGGUAGCGGCGGCUGCUUCCUGCUUGUCUCAGAAGGUUCUAGGCCAAGGAAAAUGGAAUUUAAAGCAGCAGUAUUACACAGGGUACACCGAGAACGAGGUGCUGGAAGUCAUGCAGCACAUGGCCAAAAAUGUGGUGAAAGUAAAUGAAAACUUAACUAAAUUCAUCGCCAUCAAGAAUAAGUAUGCAAGCAGCAAACUCCUGAAGAUCAGCACGAUCCCUCAGCUGAACUCAAAAGCCAUCAAGGACCUUGCCUCCCCUCUCAUGGGAAGGGCCUAGGCUGCUGCAGCUUCAUCCAUGCACUUUUUCUAACUGGUUCAGAACUCUUGGUUUUGUACAUAAUCGACCAGCCUACUUCAUGAAACGUCUUCUCAGACCGAUUUUCUAAGUAUAUUGAGGAAAAAUAAAGCUAUUGAUUUUUCUU